Molecule: messenger RNA, 786 nt
Organism: Beta vulgaris subsp. vulgaris (sugar beet)
Lineage: Eukaryota; Viridiplantae; Streptophyta; Magnoliopsida; Caryophyllales; Amaranthaceae
Exons: 3
Coding region: 120-404 (94 amino acids)
Source: RefSeq, a predicted model, not a curated record
AUAUAGAAGUACUCUAUUCUAAUUUGGAAAUUGUAUCCUACCAACUCCCCCUCAAAUCUCACAACUCUUUUGGUUUUUACUGAUUCAUUUUUAUUGUUGUUUUCGCCAAGAAAAUUAUCAUGGAUGAUUCAUCUUCUUCAUACAUUCAUAUGGUGCAACACUUGAUAGAAAAAUGCUUGAUAUUCCACAUGACAAAAGAAGAGUGCAUGGAGGCCUUGUCAAAACAUGCUGACAUCAAACCUGUUAUUACCUCCACUGUAUGGAAUGAGCUAGAGAAAGAGAACAGGGAUUUUUUUGAUAAUUAUUCCAAGUCCAAGAAUGAGGAAGACCGAAUGUCUGAGGCAGAGACAAGUGAAAUGAUUCAGAAGAUGAUUUCAGAUUCAUCCAAGGAUUCUCAAGACUAAAAUAUUUCAAACAUAUGCAUGCAACACAAUAUAUUGAAAGGGCUCAUUCCUUGACGACGAAAUCAAGGUAUAUGUAGGGCUGUAGCCUGUAGCCAGUUAAAGGUAGCUAUAACAUCGUUGGUAUCGUUCACAUACUGCCAAUAUUAUAAAAGAUGGAGUAGUUGUAUACAUUGUGGUCCUUUUGUUCUAGCUACUACUCCGUAAUUAUCAAUCAUUGUGCCUAAUUACUUCCUUAAUUGCAACCUAAUAUCUUUUUUGUGGGAUUAUGUAUAAAAUUAAAGCUAGGUUAUGGUACUUUGGUGUAUUAGAUUUUUUUUACGAUUAGAUUGUCAUGUAUUCGAGUAAUGUCAUAUUUAAAUUGAUAAGAAUGAUAUUAGAAUAA